Messenger RNA from Protobothrops mucrosquamatus (brown spotted pit viper), 438 nucleotides. Its product is annotated as RING-type E3 ubiquitin-protein ligase PPIL2-like. The transcript is spliced from 3 exons. The coding region runs from base 26 to 292 and encodes 88 amino acids. NCBI's taxonomy places the organism in Eukaryota, Metazoa, Chordata, Lepidosauria, Squamata, Viperidae. The record is from RefSeq and is a predicted model, not a curated record.
GGAGGAAAUAAAAAUCAAGUCCACGAUGGUUUUUGUCGAUCCAUACGAAGAGGCAGAUGCCCAGGUGGCCAAAGAAAGGGAGAAGGCCCAGCAGGAAGAGGAGGCAAUGAAGGCCAAAAGCAAAGACAUCCCAAAGAAGGAGCCUCCCACACCAAAAACCUACCGCACAGGAGUUGGGAAAUACAUCAAUAUAGCAGCGGCGAAGCGAGCCGCAGAAGACGGGCCGUCCACCAGCAUGGUCAGCAAGAAGGAGAAGAAAACUGCCGGCUUUGGAGAUUUCAGCUCCUGGUAGCCCACGGCGGGGGGGGACCAGCUUUGUGCCUCUACUGCCGUCACACCCACAACCAAUGACUCUUUACCCUAAUCUUUCCCUUAAUAAAGUUCCCCUGGCAGACCUUUGUCGGUCGUCCAGGGCUUUGGCCAAAGACAAGUCUUCUC